AUGAUUUUACUGAUACUAUCGAUUAUUAUAUACCAGAGUCAAUCAAUAGAAAUUAUUCAAUUAACUGACAUUCAUUACGACUUGUUAAUGGAUCCAACUAAAUAUGAUGAAACUACGAUGUGUAGAGGAGAAGGAUAUAAAAUGGAUGAAAGAGUUAAAUUAGUAUAUAAAAAAGUACCAAAACCAGUGAAUCCAUAUUAUGGGAUAUACUUCUGUGAUUCAAAUAAAAAUUUAGUAAAAGAAACAAUACAACAAAGUUAUCGUACAACUCCAUAUCCAGGUAUUAUUCUUUUAAGUGGUGACCUUGCUGGUCAUUACCAAGGAGUUAAUAAUUCUAAUGCUAUUAAAGGAGUAUUACAACUAGUUUCUAAUAGAUUUGAUGGUGUUCCAUUAGUAUUUUCAAUUGGAAAUAAUGAUAUUAAUCCGUCAUAUAUAACAAAAUGUAAUGACCCAAGAUAUGAACAAUAUUAUACUCUUCUUAAAUCACAAAUACCAGCUUCAGAAAAAGAAGAAUUUAUUAAACACGGUAGUUAUAUAAAACAUUUUAAUCAAUUUUCAUUAUCUGUUCUUUCUAUUAAUACAUUAUUAUAUGGACCUAAACUUAAUGGUGAUGAUUGUGGUUCUAUUAAAUAUAUUGAAAAGUCUUUAGAAAUUGCACAAGCUAAAGGAAAUAGUGUAUUAGUUGUUGGACAUUUUCCACUUGGCGUUGCAGCAUAUGAUUGUAAAAAUUACUUAGUUCAAUCAAUUCAAAAUUUGUUAAUACAAACUUUUAAAAAGUAUCAAAAUAUUAUUGUUGGAUAUGUAUUUGGACAUGACCAUCGUUCUGAAAUAAAAAUAAUUGAUGAUAUUCCUAUUUUAACAGCACCUGCUAUUUCUCCAAUAUUUGGAAAUACUCCGGGAUAUAGAGUAUAUACUUAUGAUAAUGUUAAUGGUAUUCUUAAAGAUUAUAAAGACUUUUAUAUGCAAUUUAUUCAAUCAAACUUAGAAUUAAAAGGUAUUUGGACAAAUCCAAUGCAAUUCACUCAGUUAUAUCAUACAUCAGAUGCCUCUCCUUCUUCUAUUAAAAAGGUAUAUUCUUCUUUAAUUAAUUCUGAAGUUGAUUACCUUAAAUACACUUCUUUGGUAAAUGGAUUCUUUGAUCCUUCUUAUAAAAUUCGUGAAUGUGUAAUGACUUCUAAUACAGAAGAAGAAGCUCAUGCAUGUGUUAAACUGAUGUUAUAA
Entamoeba dispar SAW760 is the source of this 1221-nucleotide messenger RNA. RefSeq names its product sphingomyelin phosphodiesterase, putative. The record is from RefSeq and is a predicted model, not a curated record. NCBI's taxonomy places the organism in Eukaryota, Evosea, Mastigamoebida, Endamoebidae. The transcript has a single exon. The coding region runs from base 1 to 1221 and encodes 406 amino acids. Gene Ontology annotation, molecular function: hydrolase activity.